Molecule: messenger RNA, 855 nt
Organism: Lasiosphaeria miniovina
Lineage: Eukaryota; Fungi; Ascomycota; Sordariomycetes; Sordariales; Lasiosphaeriaceae
Product: ClpP/crotonase-like domain-containing protein
Exons: 3
Coding region: 1-855 (284 amino acids)
Cellular component (GO): mitochondrion
Molecular function (GO): delta(3,5)-delta(2,4)-dienoyl-CoA isomerase activity
Source: RefSeq, a predicted model, not a curated record
AUGGCGCAACAACUCGAGGGCUACGCGGCCUACAAGCACUACCUGGUCACGUCGGCCGGCCCGUUUGUCGCGCACGUCGAGAUCAACCGGCCGGCCAAGCUGAACGCCUUCCUCGAGGCCAUGUGGCUGGAGCUUCGGCUGCUGUUCCAGCAGCUCUCAGCCGACCCCGAGGUGCGGGCCGUUGUGCUGUCCGGGGCCGGCGACCGCGCCUUCACGGCCGGGCUCGACGUGCAGGCCGCGAGCCAGGGGUCAACUCUGAAGACGGACGAUAGCCUCGACGGCGCCCGCACGGCCGCCCACCUGCGGCGCCACAUUGUCGACUUCCAAGACUGUCUCACGGCCGUCGAGAAGUGCGCAAAGCCCGUCAUCUGCGUGCUCCACGGCAUCUCGAUCGGGCUGGCGAUCGACCUGUCGUGCUGCGCCGACGUCAGGAUAUGUGCGCGGGACACGCGGUUCGCCGUCAAGGAGGUCGACAUUGGGCUCGCGGCCGACAUUGGCACGCUGGCGCGGCUGCCCAAGGCCGUGUCGAGCUUCUCGUGGGUCAAGGACGUGUGCCUGUCGGCUCGCGACUUUGGCGCGGCCGAGGCGCUGGCCGUGGGCUUCGUCAGCCAGGUGCACGAGUCCAAGACGGCCGCGCUGGACGCGGCGACCAAGCUGGCCCGGCUGCUCGCCUCCAAGAGCCCCGUGGCCGUCCAGGGCACCAAGGAGCUGCUCAACCACGGCCGGGAUCACUCGGUGGAAGAUAAUCUGAGGUACACGUCUAUCUGGAAUUCGGUCGCCCUUCAAUCGAGUGAUUUGAAGGUGGCCUUGCUUUCUGGAAUACAAAAAACGAAGCCGAGGUUCGAGAAGCUCUGA